GCUGGGUGUCACUUCCCUUGCCCCGCCUCGCGCGCCCUUCUCCGGAGCAUCAGAGGGUAGCCGCGCGGCGUGCGUCCGGGGCUGCAGUCAUGGGGCUCGGGUCGAAUUCUUCCGUGAGGGUUGAAUGGAUUGCAGCCGUUUCGUUUGCUGCUGGAGCGGCAGCCAUUGGUUAUCUUGCUUACAAAAAAUUUAUCAGGAAGGACAGAUGCUGUAAUGGGAUGGUAAAUCUCCAUAUCCAGAAAGAUAACCCAAAGGUAGUUCAUGCAUUUGAUAUGGAAGAUUUGGGGGAGAAAGCUGUGUACUGCCGGUGUUGGAGGUCUAAGAAGUUUCCAUUAUGCGAUGGUUCUCAUACAAACCACAAUGAUGAAACGGGAGACAAUGUGGGACCUCUGAUCAUCAAGAGAAAAGAUGCAUAAAUGAUGAACGAUCUGGACACCGCACAAACAACCAGAUUGCAGUGUUUUCUGCUCACUUGUAAUUGGUGUAAAAAUGAGGUCUUAAGUCAUUUCACUGAAGAUUUUUAGAUGUG
This is a messenger RNA of Lacerta agilis (Sand lizard), 529 nucleotides long. RefSeq names its product CDGSH iron sulfur domain 1 (gene CISD1). The record is from RefSeq and is a predicted model, not a curated record. Gene Ontology annotation, cellular component: mitochondrial outer membrane; intracellular membrane-bounded organelle. The transcript has 3 exons. Gene Ontology annotation, molecular function: 2 iron, 2 sulfur cluster binding. Gene Ontology annotation, biological process: regulation of autophagy. NCBI's taxonomy places the organism in Eukaryota, Metazoa, Chordata, Lepidosauria, Squamata, Lacertidae. The coding region runs from base 90 to 416 and encodes 108 amino acids.